ACCCGGCGCGGACAAAGGCGGAGGCGCGGGGACCCGGGGCGGGAGCGGAAACGGGCGGCGGCACCACCAUCAUCGGGCCGCUCCGUGCGGGGACCGAGCCGCAGCCUGACAUGAUGUUUCCACAAAGCCGGCACUCGGGCUCCUCUCACCUGCCGCAGCAGCUGAAGUUCACGACCUCUGACUCCUGCGACCGCAUCAAAGACGAGUUCCAGCUGCUGCAGGCCCAGUACCACAGCUUGAAGUUGGAAUGUGACAAACUAGCCAGUGAGAAAUCGGAGAUGCAACGUCACUACGUCAUGUACUAUGAGAUGUCCUAUGGGCUGAAUAUUGAAAUGCACAAACAGGCUGAAAUCGUCAAGAGGCUAAAUGGGAUUUGUGCACAGGUUCUGCCCUACCUUUCACAAGAGCAUCAGCAGCAAGUCCUGGGAGCCAUUGAACGAGCUAAGCAGGUUACGGCACCAGAACUGAACUCCAUCAUCCGUCAGCAGCUUCAAGCUCACCAGCUGUCACAGCUCCAAGCCCUCGCUCUGCCUCUGACUCCGCUCCCUGUGGGCCUCCAGCCCCCAUCCCUCCCUGCUGUCAGUGCCGGCACUGGGCUCCUCUCACUCUCGGCCCUGGGCUCUCAGGCUCACCUCUCCAAGGAGGACAAGAAUGGCCAUGACGGGGAUGCCCACCAAGAUGACGAUGGGGAGAAAUCUGAUUAGGGGGGCUGGGGGGAGGGGGCUGUCUGGGGAAAGGGAGUGGGUUAAUGCAAGAUGCAGCAUCUCUCUCUAGUUGCUGUGCAGCAGAAUUGCGGAGACUUGUGUUUGGUGGCAGCUUGCCAGGCCUGUUCCCAUGGGCAGCAGGGCCUGGGGGAUGCCCCCACCGCCAUCCCCAUGGGCAGGCUGCUGCACAGCAAUGCAAGCGCCAUAGCAGUAACCAUGUGGCCCAAUCAUGCUCUCCCUGUGCCCAGCCUGGCUUCCCUGUCCCUGCUCCCACCCUGUCAUAGAGCCAAGCCAGAGCCUGGCUUGGGCUGCUCUGGGGCCAUUUGCCCCCCUGGCUGUCCCAGCUCCUCCGUGCCAUGUGGCUCCCCUCUGCCCCGCUGCUCCCCCCUCGGUAUUUAAAGAUUGCCCUUGAUCCUAAAAGUUCUGCACAACUCCCUGCUGGGAUCCCUGGCCCAGAACAAUCUCCUCCUCCCCCAGGCGCUCUUGGUCUCGUCGCAUCGCCCUGGCCCUGUCUCCCCCACACCCUUCCUGCACUAAUACCAGGCCAGCGCCUUGCUGUUCUGCAUGUACCUGUUCUUAACCAUCUCCAGCUGCCGGGGUUUGGCCCUGGGCUGAAGGGGGGCUUUGUACCACCUGCUCCCCCUCAGCACAGCACCCAGCUUUGGAGCCCAGGCAGCUGGGCAGAGGGGCAGGCAGACCAAGAGCCUUCCCUGGCCUCCCCCUCCCUGUGCCCAUGCCCCGUGUAGAGGAUACAGCAGCUUUCUCUGUUCUUAUCUGUGCGCUAGCGUGUCUUCUUAAAAAACAAAAAUGGGAAAAAAAAUAAUCUGGUGUUUGUAUAUAGUCCUUUAGAAAGAUCUUGUUUUGCUUUUUGUGUUUAAUCACUUGACCUAUAAUAAGAGGAACUGAAAAUGCUGUAUCAAGGACGUACAAGCUGUGCCUUUCAAAUAAAGAAAUAAGAAGGUUGGUUAAAACUGUGA
This is a messenger RNA of Empidonax traillii (willow flycatcher), 1681 nucleotides long. RefSeq names its product amino-terminal enhancer of split (gene TLE5). Gene Ontology annotation, biological process: regulation of DNA-templated transcription; negative regulation of canonical Wnt signaling pathway. The coding region runs from base 111 to 704 and encodes 197 amino acids. Gene Ontology annotation, cellular component: nucleus; transcription regulator complex. The record is from RefSeq and is a predicted model, not a curated record. Gene Ontology annotation, molecular function: transcription corepressor activity; protein binding. The transcript is spliced from 7 exons. NCBI's taxonomy places the organism in Eukaryota, Metazoa, Chordata, Aves, Passeriformes, Tyrannidae.